CCUGCCGCCGCUCUCGGGCUCCGGCCGGGUCUCGCGUGCAGUCUUCUCGAGAGGGGCAUCGCGCCCACCGGCGCGCGCCGCCCCCCUGCCGCGCGGCGCGGGGUCUCGCGGGCCCCGCUCCCGCCCUCCGCUCGCCUGGCCCGGACCGGAAGCGGCGCCGCACGGCCUGGGCCUGGCGCGGGGGGCGGGCACGGGGGCCCGGUCGGACAUGGGCAAGAAGCACAAGAAACACAAGUCGGACAAACACCUCUACGAGGAGUAUGUAGAGAAGCCCUUGAAGCUGGUCCUCAAAGUAGGAGGGAGCGAAGUCACCGAACUCUCCACGGGCAGCUCGGGGCACGAUUCCAGCCUCUUCGAAGACAAAAACGAUCAUGACAAACACAAGGACAGAAAGCGGAAAAAGAGAAAGAAAGGAGAGAAGCAGAUUCCAGGGGAAGAAAAGGGGAGAAAACGGAGAAGAGUUAAGGAGGAUAAAAAGAAGCGAGAUCGAGACCGGGUGGAGAAUGAGGCAGAAAAAGACCUCCAGUGUCACGCCCCUGUGAGAUUAGACUUGCCCCCUGAGAAGCCUCUCACAAGCUCUUUAGCCAAACAAGAAGAAGUAGAACAGACACCCCUUCAAGAAGCUUUGAAUCAACUGAUGAGACAAUUGCAGAGAAAAGAUCCAAGUGCUUUCUUUUCAUUUCCUGUGACUGAUUUUAUUGCUCCUGGCUACUCCAUGAUCAUUAAACACCCAAUGGAUUUUAGUACCAUGAAAGAAAAGAUCAAGAACAAUGACUAUCAGUCCAUAGAAGAACUAAAGGAUAACUUCAAACUAAUGUGUACUAAUGCCAUGAUUUACAAUAAACCAGAGACCAUUUAUUAUAAAGCGGCAAAGAAGCUGUUGCACUCAGGGAUGAAAAUUCUUAGCCAGGAAAGAAUUCAGAGCCUGAAGCAGAGCAUAGACUUCAUGGCUGACUUGCAGAAAACUCGAAAGCAGAAAGAUGGAACAGACACCUCACAGAGUGGGGAGGACGGAGGCUGCUGGCCGAGAGAGAGAGAGGACUCUGGAGAUGCCGAAGCACACGCCUUCAAGAGUCCCAGCAAAGAAAAUAAAAAGAAAGACAAAGAUAUGCUUGAAGAUAAGUUUAAAAGCAAUAAUUUAGAGAGAGAGCAGGAGCAGCUUGACCGUAUCGUGAAGGAAUCUGGAGGAAAGCUGACCAGACGGCUUGUGAACAGUCAGUGCGAAUUCGAAAGAAGAAAACCAGAUGGAACAACAACGUUGGGACUUCUCCAUCCUGUGGAUCCCAUUGUAGGAGAGCCAGGCUACUGCCCUGUGAGACUGGGAAUGACAACUGGAAGACUUCAGUCUGGAGUGAAUACUUUGCAGGGGUUCAAAGAGGAUAAAAGGAACAAAGUCACUCCAGUGUUAUAUUUGAAUUAUGGGCCCUACAGUUCUUAUGCACCGCAUUAUGACUCCACAUUUGCGAAUAUCAGCAAGGAUGAUUCUGAUUUAAUCUAUUCAACCUAUGGGGAAGACUCUGAUCUUCCAAGCGAUUUCAGCAUCCAUGAGUUUUUGGCCACGUGCCAAGAUUAUCCAUAUGUCAUGGCAGAUAGUUUACUGGAUGUUUUAACAAAAGGAGGGCAUUCCAGGACCCUACAAGAGAUGGAGAUGUCACUGCCUGAAGAUGAAGGCCAUACUAGGACACUUGACACAGCAAAAGAAAUGGAGCAGAUUACAGAAGUAGAGCCACCAGGGCGUUUGGACUCUAAUACUCAAGACAGGCUCAUAGCGCUGAAAGCAGUAACAAAUUUUGGCGUUCCAGUUGAAGUUUUUGACUCUGAAGAAGCUGAAAUAUUCCAGAAGAAACUUGACGAGACCACCAGAUUGCUCAGGGAACUCCAGGAAGCCCAGAAUGAACGUUUGAGCACCAGACCCCCUCCCAACAUGAUCUGUCUCUUGGGUCCCUCAUACAGAGAAAUGCAUCUUGCUGAACAAGUGACCAAUAAUCUUAAAGAACUUGCACAGCAAGUAACUCCAGGUGAUAUUGUAAGCACGUAUGGAGUUCGAAAAGCAAUGGGGAUUUCCAUUCCUUCCCCCAUCAUGGAAAACAACUUUGUGGAUUUGACAGAAGACACUGAAGAACCUAAAAAGACGGAUGUUGCUGAGUGUGGACCUGGUGGAAGUUGAGGCCGCCUGGUAUUUGAUUAUAUAUUAUGUACAUACUUUUUCAUUCUUAACUUAGAAAUGCUUUUCAGAAGAUAUUAAAUAUUUGUAAAUUGUGUUUUUAAUUAAACUUUGGAACAGUGAA
Symphalangus syndactylus (siamang) is the source of this 2288-nucleotide messenger RNA. It is a transcript of the gene BRD7, whose product is annotated as bromodomain containing 7. The record is from RefSeq and is a predicted model, not a curated record. Gene Ontology annotation, biological process: regulation of transcription by RNA polymerase II. NCBI's taxonomy places the organism in Eukaryota, Metazoa, Chordata, Mammalia, Primates, Hylobatidae. Gene Ontology annotation, cellular component: nucleus.